UGAGGAGAUUUAUGAACUCUGAAAUAGUGGCCUCCUUCCAGUCUGUUUCUGGGAUAUUAGUUUCUAUGACAACGACAGUGAGAAUUGUCAGCAAGUAGAUGACUCACAACAGACAAACAAAACGCGAAGAGCUGUUAAAUGACCAACAUUAAUUCACACAGAGCUGGCAUAUUUUACAGAAGGACAACUGAACAGAUCUGUUCAGCAAAAAAUGAGUUAAAUCUGACGUACACGGCAUCACUGCUUUGUGAACGUCGCGUGGUAUUUGACCCGGACGCGCGUCAGACGCUUUGAUUUAGCGACGCUUUGAUGAUGAUGACGCGGGCCGCGGCGUGAUUCCCGAGUCCCCGGCAGCUUAUUUGGGAAGCAACCGGGUUUCGGUGCGGUUGGCUGAAAUCAGCAGCCCACGCGGCUGUCAUUACAUCACCUCCCGGGCUAAAGCGUUACGGUUUAUUAUUUACUAGGAACGAACGCGAUUGACCGAAGCGCAUUUUAAAGGCCUGACACAAAAAUGUCCGUAGGCUCCGGGUUUAACGGAAUCACGGGUGUUUUAACGAGAGGAUAAAGAGUAGAAGGGAAGAAGGCGCGUGACUGUCUCGCGCUCAUUGUGCUUUCGUUGAUGAUGUGAGGCGGGAUGCCAUGGCAGCGGCGGAUGUAGCAGCUAACGGUCCGGAGCCGCCCGGUCCCACGGCGUUUCCCUACGAGGAGUACGAGUGUAAAAUCUGCUACAACUAUUUUGACCUCGACCGUCGGGCGCCCAAAAUCUUGGAGUGCCUGCACACCUUCUGCGAGGAGUGCCUGCACGCGCUGCACUUGCGCGAGGAGCGGCCGUGGCGCAUCAGCUGCCCCGUUUGCCGCCACCGGACGCCAGUGCCCGACUAUCGGAUACAGAACCUGCCCAACAACACCAAGGUCACAGAGGACUUCCCUCUCUAUAUCGACUCGGACCCUUUGCCCCAAGAUGCACUACCGCCCCACCCGCCUCCCCUGCACCCGGCGCUCGUCGCGCUCCGACGCGAAGACGAUGCGUCUAGAGCGUCCGUCGCGGGUCAAGCGACGUCGUCCACCACGACGGUGUCCACCGCGACAACGCUCUCUCAAGAAUCCAUUUCGCGCUAUGAAAGCUGCCACAACUGCAGGCGGCUCGCGCUGACCACCGGAUGCGUGUGCGUCAUCUUCUCCUUCCUAUCCAUGCUCGUGCUCUUAUUCAUGGGCCUGAUCUUCGUGCACAGCCACGGCGGACCGCCCUCGCCCGCGGGACCGCUCUGCCUGUCUGUCGCGAGCAUCCUGGCUAUGGUCUCCGUGGUGGUUACGUGGCUCCUCUGCUGGCUCAAAUACAGACCGGAGCACGAGUCUGGCCGCGCAUCGGCCACUGCUAACGCGAGCAGGAGAAACGCGUGACACAAAUAGUUAUUGUUCACCUGUGUGUUACGGUAGUGAUAUGGGUUUAUCAAUGGCUGAUCCCAACAUCGAUGUCUAGACAGCUGUACAGUGCAGAUAAACAAUGGCUCCAAAAAGAAUCAGAUAACAAGAAUUUGUAUUACAUUUGGAUAAAAUCAAUGCAAGCAUUUCUUUAGAAGAAGGCACUUUACAGGCAAAAUAGUGCACAAUUAAAGAAGUGCUUUAGAUUUCAAAUACUAAAACAUAGGCUGAAGGAAACGAUAUUAGACAUUUUGUUAAAUUUAAGUCGAUCAUAUCCAUAGUUAAUGUGGUACUCUGCUAAGCAACUUGUGUGAAUUUAAGAGGAACUUAGUCGAUAAAUUCUUACAUUUUACGGUUCAGAUAUUUUGGGGACCACUGUAUUGACAAGGUUUGAAAGUGUGGGACCACAAGUGCUCCUAAUGCCUUUCUUUUACAUAAUUUUUCUUUACGAAUCAUAUUAUCAGUUACAAAGUUUAUUUAUUUAUAUUAUUUAUCUGCUUUAAUGAUAGCAUGUGCUUUACAAAUCUUAAGUUUAUAUCAUUGCCUUUCUAUUCCAUAAUAUUGUCUCGCUAAGACAAAUCACUGUUGUUUUCCUCACUUUGUAAGUCACUUUUCGUCUGCUAAAUUUAAUGUCAGAAAAAAGGUCCAAAAAUGGUCUCUAUCCAAGUAGGCAUAUGACCGACCUUCAACGUUGAAAUUUGGUUGAAAUAAGGUCAGUUGUUUGUUCAAUGUUGAAACAACGUUGAAAUAACGGUGAAACAACGGUGAAUGAUAAACGGUUGCUAAAGGUUAAUUAAAGGCUUAAAAUCAACGUUGAAAUUUGAUUGAAAUAAGGUCAUAUGUUUGUUCAAUGUUGAAACAACGUUGAAAUAACGGUGAAACAACGGUGAAUGAUAAACGGUUGCUAAAGGUUAAUUAAAGGCUUAAAAUCAACGUUGAAAUUUGAUUGAAAUAAGGUCAGUUGUUUGUUCAACGUUGAAACAACGUUGAAACAACGGUGAAUGAUAAACGGUUGCUAAAGGUUAAUUAAAGGCUUAAAAUCAACGUUGAAAUUUGAUUGAAAUAAGGUCAGUUUGUUCAAUGUUGAAACAACGUUGAAAUAACGGUGAAACAACGGUGAAUGAUAAACGGUUGCUAAAGGUUAAUUAAAGGCUUAAAAUCAACAUUGAAAUUUGAUUGAAAUAAGGUCAGUUGUUUGUUCAAUGUUGAAACAACUUUGAAACAACGUUGAAACAAGGGUGAAUGGUAAACGGUUGCUAAAGAUUAAUUAAAGGCUUAAAAUCAACGUUGAAAUUUGAUUGAAAUAAGGUCAGUUUGUUCAAUGUUGAAACAACGUUGAAAUAACGGUGAAACAACGGUGAAUUAUAAACGGUUGCUAAAGGUUAAUUAAAGGCUUAAAAUCAACGUUGAAAUUUGAUUGAAAUAAGGUCAGUUGUUUGUUCAAUGUUGAAACAACGUUGAAAUAACGGGGAAUGGUAAACGGUUGCAGAAGGUUAAUAAAAUGCUUAAAAUCAACGUUGAAAUUUGAUUGAAAUUAUGUCAGUUGUUGUUCAACGUUGAAUAAAUGUGCAAAAUCAAAAGGUAAUUCAACGUUGAUUCAACCAUGUCCUUGACGUUGAUUCAACGGUGAAUCAACGUCACUGGGGUGGCAUCUUUUAAAAUCACACCUUUGCACAUAUAAAGAGUAUAUUAUUAGUACCUCAAAGGAACAUAUUGGUACCAAAUGUAUACAUGUACCUAAAUUGUACAUUUUAGGACCUUUUAAAAGGGUAGCCUGCCCCAGUGACAGAUUGGGACCAUUUUUUGACCAUUUUUUCUGACAAUGUAUUCAAUAUACGUAAAUGUUUACGCAGACCCUGUUAUUCCAUGUAAUGCUUUAAGGAUCUUUAGCUGAAACAAUGAAGUAUACCUAAAGGAUAACAUUGUGAAUUUCACAUGUUUCUCAUUUUAUAGUAAUCUAGUGCACAUAAAAUGAUUCGUUUAUAGCCUAACUGUUCUGUUUCUAGCUUUAAAUGAAAGAAAAACAAGGUUUUUAUGUGUGGUCUCAGACUUUAGGAAGCAAUUUGCAAAUGAGGCUUAUGCAAAAUUCUUUAAUCUAAAUGAAAGUUACAAAGCAGGCAUGUUUUGAGGCUGAUAAUCUCCAAAUAAAGGCCAAAAAAUGGCUAAUGAAUCAGUCUGCCACCUCACGCUGUAUUACAUGCCAUUCGGCCUAUAAAGGCACCUUUGUUCAUAUGGAGCAAUAGCUUUACUAUGAAAUGGUUAUUUUAUACGGCCUCCUUUGUUCUCCGCUUCACCUAUGCAUCUGUCACGGUGAAACCGUGUCAUCUGACAAUCUCUAUUUGCUGUCGUAUUUGUGUGCUUUUAAUGUGCAUUGCACGAUAGUGCUCAUUUUAUCUUUGAUCAUUUUUUGUACGACACAAACACAUGAAGCACUCUAGCCAUGUACCUAGUUUAGAAAAAACAACCUGCAUGAUGAAAACUAGAUAUUAUGUUGGUAAAGAUGGGAGACCGUCCUUGCCUGACAGCCAAUUCACUCAGUACGUGCUGUUUUUCAUCGAGCAGUGACUAAUCUGGUAUUAUGGGUAUUUCAUAUGCUGAUCUGUCAAGUGCCCGUGAAACUGGAAACAGUGUUGGUGGAGAGCUCCACAGAUACUGAAACAGAUCUCUGUGUAAGAUUUAUUAGGAAGGAAUUGCACAGAGGUGAAGCAAGGAGAAAUGUGAUACCUGAGAAGCAGUUCGAGUUUUGCAGUGCCCUCGCUCUGACAGGAUGCAGCGGUAGAAAUCAAUGAUAAAGACUCACACGCUUGGAAUUCAGCCAAGUCGUGCCGUUCAGUGUUUCCCAUUAGUCAUUUGUCCUGGUCAUCCAAAACUGAUAUAUUCAUGAAACCAAACGUGGCUUGUUAACUUUGGGUUUGGAGAGUGCAAUCACAUUCAUAGCCAGCUGUGUCUGUAUCUGGGAUGGAUAUUGAAUAUAUCUUUCAGAUGAUCUUGGACUUGGUUUUAUUACAAUGAUUGCAUAUUUUCUUUUAGUAGAAGUCAUUCUUUUGAGAAUGGUAACCAAACUUGAUCCUUGUCUCUUAAAGGAAAAGUUCACUUAGACAUUUAAAUUCUGAGGAUAUUUACUCCGCCUCCCGUCAAUCUGAAAUCCUUUUGCGUAUUUGUAAAACAAAAUUUAAAAUGUAUAUAAAUAUUUGCACGGCUUUAUCCAUUCAAUUCAUACACCAAAAUAGCAGCAUGCGGGUUUUGAAAUGAUAUCAGAAUUUCGAUUUUUGGGUGAACUGUUCUUUAAAAUUAGCUCUUAUGUGCCUUUCUUUUUUAUUUAUUCAUUUAUUUAUGGAGGGAAAAGACGAUUUUAAUAGAAAUGAUCAAUUAAAUUUUAUAUAGGCUUACUGUUUGAUAUUUGAAGCUGUUUAUUGUUGUAGGCAAAUGUGAUGGAUUAACUCAAUUCUGCCCCCUGUUGGUGGAGCUUUGUAGUGCAAUCAUUUUUGUGUUGUGUUGUUGGGUAUUGCUUACAUUUUUGUAAGGAAGGUUUACAAACUGAUUCUGGACUUGGGGGUAUUUGAAUAAUUGCAAAGGGGAUUUAGACGUCCCUGUGUGUUUAUAAUGAUUGAAAGUGUUUGAUGCUGUUGUUGGUCAGACUAAAUGUGCUGUACAAAGCAGCAUAUAUACAGGAAGUACAGUAGUAUAGUGCACUAGUGUUGUGUAGUCACCAGCUUUACAGCUUCUCCUGCCAGAGUAGACAAUAUCUCAUGAUUUGGAAUUAAGUUUACUGCCCUGUUUUAUUCUCCCUUAAAAAGCUACACCAGUAUGCAUUUAUAUGCUGGUUUAUGUUAGCUCUGGUUUGUUGAUGGUCUAGCUGGAAAAUAGUAGCUGUGCUGUUCACCAGCUAAAAAAAGCUGGUCUUGUCUUCGGUUCUGAUUCACAUACUUAAUAGAUCAGAGCACAAAAAACUUGAGGUAACCCAAAACAUUAACUCAUUAAGGACCAAACCAAUAAUAAUGGAACAGAAUUAGUUUCUGUUCUAAUGGAAUAUUAAACAUUCAUAAUACACACACUCAA
Misgurnus anguillicaudatus (oriental weatherfish) is the source of this 5481-nucleotide messenger RNA. Its product is annotated as RING finger protein 228. Gene Ontology annotation, molecular function: ubiquitin protein ligase activity. The record is from RefSeq and is a predicted model, not a curated record. Gene Ontology annotation, biological process: protein ubiquitination. Lineage: Eukaryota; Metazoa; Chordata; Actinopteri; Cypriniformes; Cobitidae.